Messenger RNA from Galdieria sulphuraria, 4412 nucleotides. Its product is annotated as phosphoribosylformylglycinamidine synthase isoform 2. Bases 8 to 4327 code for a protein of 1439 amino acids. Gene Ontology annotation, biological process: 'de novo' IMP biosynthetic process. Gene Ontology annotation, molecular function: phosphoribosylformylglycinamidine synthase activity. The transcript has 17 exons. The record is from RefSeq and is a predicted model, not a curated record. Lineage: Eukaryota; Rhodophyta; Bangiophyceae; Galdieriales; Galdieriaceae.
GAGGACGAUGGCCUAUGACGGCAAGACAUCGGCUCGUGUUGCCUUUGGUUUCCAAUACGAUGUCGUUAGUUUAAAAACUUGUACUAGAAAAAGUGGCCAAUCUUGUACAUUGUUUGGCCUAGUCACAAGGUUUCGACUGCAAUCAACUCAAUCAUUCUUUUUAGGAUCUCGAAAAGUGCCAAGACACUUGCACACACUUGAGCAGUCAAGAUUCGACCACUAUGGACCUGCUAUGAACUUACAAGAGACAAAAAGUCAAUCGAAUAUUGCAACAAGUCAACAAAACACUGGUACCUUCCAAAGACUGUAUCGGAGUCAUCAAAAGGAUUUGGAACUGUUGAAUAGAGCUUUGUUGCAGUGUGCUGUAAGGAAAGAAUUGCCUCCAAUAGUUAAUAUCAAACAAGAGUACUGCUUUUAUAUCCAAUUUUCUAGAAAACCUUCUCAAGAAGAGGAAAAAAGGUUAUAUUGGCUUCUUUCGGAUCCUCUUUAUGAGAAUAGUUUAUCGGAAAGAUCCUUUUUUCCUAGUGAUGAAGGUUCCCAUCCUUGCUUUUCUUUGGAAAUAGGUCCCAGACUGAAUUUCCAAACAGCGUGGAGUUCAAAUGCUGUGACGAUAUGUCAGUCAUGUGGACUAAGUUGUAUCGAGAGAAUCGAGCGUUCUAAAAGAUAUUUCUUGGAAUGGGACAAUUGUGAUAAAGAAACUUUGCAACCGAUAAUGGAACAAUUUACCAAUACGAUACAUGAUCGAAUGACUGAAAUGGUUUAUUCUAGUCCGUUACAAAGCUUUGAGACUCCAGAACGAGCAGCUCCUAUACAAAUGGUUCCAUUGAAAGAAAAGGGAAUGACUGCAUUGAUAGAAUUGAAUCAACUCCUUGGUUUAGGUUUGGAUGAAUGGGAUAUGAAAUAUUAUUAUGAUAUGUUUGUGAAUGACUUGAAACGCAAUCCUACUGUUGUUGAAUUGUUUGAUAUUGCACAAAGCAACUCGGAACAUUCGAGACAUUGGUUCUUUAAGGGAAGAAUAUUUCUGAAUGGAGAAGAAAUGUCAUCUUCCUUACUUGAUAUGGUUCGAGAAACUUGGCAGAAGAGUCCUCAUCCUUCGGUUUUAGCAUUUUGUGACAAUUCUUCUUCUAUUAUGGGUGAUAGUCAAUGUUGGAUGUGGUCUCCUGAAAAACCUGGCAAGUCUCUCUUAAGUUUUCCAUCCAAGUUGACUCCCAAUGUACAAACUAUGGAUAUUACUUGUACUGCAGAGACUCACAACUUUCCUUGUGGUGUUGCUCCUUUUCCUGGAGCCGAAACAGGUUCUGGUGGUCGCAUUCGAGACAUGUCAGCUACAGGAGUUGGUUCUUUGGUGAUUGCAGGUACAGCAGGCUAUUCUGUUGGUAAUUUAAAUCUUCCAGAUGAGCAGUUUGAUUGGGAAGACAAAUCCUUUUCCUAUCCCAAUCAUUUGGCUUCUUGUCUAAAGAUAUUGAUUGAAGCAUCUAAUGGUGCUUCCGACUAUGGCAACAAGUUUGGAGAGCCUUUGAUUGCUGGGUUUACGAGAUCAUUUGGAAUGAGAUUACUGAAUGGAGAGAGAAGAGAAUACAUCAAACCAAUUAUGUUUUCUGGUGGUAUCGGUCAAAUGCAACAUCGACACGCUUAUAAAGAGUCUCCUCAAGUGGGUAUGCUCGUAGUAAAGAUUGGAGGACCUGCAUAUCGAAUUGGAAUGGGAGGAGGUGCUGCUUCAUCUAUGUAUCAAGGUGAGAACAAGGAAGAGUUGGAUUUUGGUGCCGUUCAAAGAGGAGAUGCGGAGAUGGAACAAAAGACUUAUCGAGUGAUUCGUUGUUGUGUCGAGCUUGGAGAAAACAAUCCAAUCGUAUCUAUUCAUGAUCAAGGAGCUGGAGGAAACUGCAAUGUGGUAAAAGAACUUAUUUAUCCAUCUGGGGCUCGUAUAGAUAUUCGAAAGCUCUGGAUUGGAGACAAAACAUUGUCCGUAUUAGAACUUUGGGGAGCUGAAUAUCAAGAACAAUAUGGUCUUCUCAUACGACCUGAUUCCAAAGAGUUGUUUUCCAAUAUUUGUGCCAGAGAAAAUGUCACUGCUAGUUAUAUUGGCACUAUUGAUGGGAGUGGAAGAAUUGUUGUAUUUGACUCGGAAACACAACAAACUGCAGUGGAUAUGGAAUUGGAAAGAGUGUUAGGAAAACUUCCUCAAAAGUGUUUCUAUGAUGAGUUCAUUGAAACUGAAUGCUUGAAACCUUUGAAUAUGUCCUUUCUUUCGAGAGAUGAAUGGCAAAGAUAUAAUGCCAAUGAAAAAAAAUCCAUUUUUAUGAAAGUCUUUGAAAGAAUUUUGAGGUUACCUAGCGUUGGUUCCAAAGCAUUUUUGACAAAUAAGGCAAUGAAAUAUUCUAUGUCAUUUGAAAUAUUCGAAAUGGCUUACAUAAAACUAGGUCCACUACAACUUCCUUUGGCAGAUUGUGCAGUUGUAGCUAUGAGUUAUUUUGGUGAAACUGGAAUAGUUACAGCCAUAGGAGAACAAUGUAUCAAGAGUCUUCUAUCACCUGCAGCAAUGGCUAGAAUGGCAGUAGCUGAAAUGGUCACCAACUUGGCUGGUUGUAAAAUUACUAGUCUAUCAAGUAUUCGUUGUGAAGCCAAUUGGAUGUGGCCAGCAAAGAUGCCAGGAGAAGGUGCUAACCUAUAUCAAGCAGUGAGGAGUUUACGAGAUAUGUUGUUGUCGUUAGGUAUAGCAGUGGAUGGUGGAAAAGAUAGUCUUUCUAUGGCAACCAAAGUUGUUUCAUCUGAAAAUGAAUCACAGCUGGUCAAAGCUCCAGGAACUUUGGUUCUUAGUGGUUAUGCUUUUGUACCAAAUAUAAGAAAGAAAGUGACUCCCGAUAUAAAGCGUCCUGGAACUAGUGGAAUACUUUAUAUUGACCUCGCUCAUGGCAAACGGAGGCUAGGUGCUAGUGCCUUUAGUCAAGUCCACAAACAAUUAGGAGAUGAAUGUCCUGACUUGGAUGACUUUUUACUAUUAAAGAGAGCUUUUGAUGCCGUCCAAUCUUUAAUAGAACAAGGCAAAGUAUUAUCUUAUCAUGAUGUGGGUGAAGGUGGUUUGCUUACAGCUCUAGCAGAAAUGGCGAUGGCUGGCAAUUGUGGUUUGGAUAUUUGUUUUGCCAAUCAACAGCAUUCUCCUUUUGCAUUCUUUUUUGCGGAAGAAUCUGGUAUGCUCAUUGAAGUAGAAGAUCAUCAACUGGAAUUUAUAUUAAUCCAAUUGCAUGGAGAGCAGUUACCUUGUUGGUUGGCAGCUAUUACAACGAAUGAUUUCAAGAUACAAAUUCAAUACAAUGGAGAAAGUCUUAUGGAAAGAGAUAUUAGAGAUAUUCGUUCCAUUUGGGAUUCUACAAGUUUUCAAUUGGAAAAGUUACAGGCAGAUGUUUCUUGUGCAGUAGCGGAAAGAAAGAAUCGAUGGUUACAAACCGGACCUCGUUAUCAUCUUACUUUUCAACCUCAAAUGACUAGUUCAGCUAUUCUUCAUUCUUCCAGAAAGCAUAAAGUGGCCGUUAUUCGCGUUGAAGGAACCAACGGCGAUCGAGAACUCGCAGUAGCCUUUCACUUGGCAGGUUUUGAAGUAUGGGAUGUUCAUAUGAAGGAUAUUGAGAAUGCCUCCGUUUCUCUGGAUUCCUUUUCAGGAGUUGCCUUUCCUGGAGGAUUUUCCUUUGCAGAUGUACUAGACUCGAGUAAAGGUUGGGCCGGCAUUAUUCGUUAUUUACCUCAGGUGCGAGCAGAGUUUCAACGAUUUUAUAAUCGAAAGGAUACCUUUUCAUUGGGAGUAUGCAAUGGUUGUCAACUGAUGGCUUGGUUGGGAUGGAUUCCUAACCAUACCGACACCAUUGUAGUAGACUCUUCACAAGCUCUCUUUAUUCAAAACAAGAGUGGUCGUUUUGAAAGUCGUUUUAGUAGUGUCAAGAUAUUGCCAUCUGUUUCCAUUAUGCUUCGUGGAAUGGAAGACUCCGUAUUGGGUAUUUGGUGUGCUCAUGGUGAAGGUCAAACCGUAUUUACUAGUGAAAGUUAUUAUGAACAAGUUGUAAAAUUGGGAUUAGCUCCCAUUCGUUAUGUCGAUGACGAAGGCAUUCCUACGGAAGAUUAUCCGUGGAAUCCCAAUGGCUCUAGACAAGGAAUAGCAGCACUUUGUUCUAUGAAUGGACGACAUUUGGCAUUGAUGCCUCAUCCUGAAAGAGUAGUCUUUCCUUGGCAAUGGAGUUAUUAUCCCGAAACAUUUCCUCAAGAUACCAGUCCUUGGAUAAGAAUGUUUCAAAAUGCCAGAGAGUGGUGUGAACAACAAAAACACUCCUUUACUUAGAUAAACGAGCCAUAUACAACUGAGACUCAUCACAAUAAUAUUCUAAAGACAUAUCCAUUCCUUCCAACAAUGAUUGCCAUUCUUG